This is a messenger RNA of Metarhizium album ARSEF 1941, 441 nucleotides long. Its product is annotated as amidase. Lineage: Eukaryota; Fungi; Ascomycota; Sordariomycetes; Hypocreales; Clavicipitaceae. The record is from RefSeq and is a predicted model, not a curated record. The transcript has a single exon. Bases 1 to 441 code for a protein of 146 amino acids.
AUGGCGGUACGGCGCCCGGCCCUCCAGAAGCUCUACGCCGACUACUUCCGAGAGCGCCGCGUCGAUGCCAUCCACUUUCCCACGACCAGCGUCCCAGCCACACCCAUGGACACGGUACAUGGCUCCGGGAACGUGUCCAUCAACGGGGGCCCGCCCAUGGACGCCUUUGCCGCCUACACCAGAAACACGGACCCGGGGAGCAAUGCCGGCAUGCCGGGCCUGAGCAUCCCCGUGGGAAAUACGGCCGGCGGCCUGCCCAUCGGCAUCGAAAUAGGCGGCCCUCUCGGCAGCGACGAGAGGCUGCUCGGCUUGGGACUCGCCAUGGAGAAGGUGUUUGGCUACCUGGCCGGGUCGGACCGUGCCCCGAGUGGCAGGAUGCAGUGCUCAGGCAGUACGGUCCCAAGCGCACUGCAUGACGACAUGGCUCGCGGUCCCGGAUGA